Molecule: messenger RNA, 1313 nt
Organism: Homalodisca vitripennis (glassy-winged sharpshooter)
Lineage: Eukaryota; Metazoa; Arthropoda; Insecta; Hemiptera; Cicadellidae
Product: regucalcin-like
Exons: 7
Coding region: 224-1234 (336 amino acids)
Biological process (GO): L-ascorbic acid biosynthetic process
Molecular function (GO): gluconolactonase activity; enzyme regulator activity; calcium ion binding
Source: RefSeq, a predicted model, not a curated record
CUCUGAGUGUAGACGUCGCGUCAGUGUUAUGGUAAUAGUAAAUUUAAAAUAUCAAUCCUAAGUAACCAAAAUUCAAAUGUUCCAAUUAAAUUUUGUAUUACGAUAAUAAACCGCAUAUUUGUAAAAUCUUAAAUGAAGAAUUUAAAAUCAUAAACGUGUUGAGAAAGAAGUAUAUUGGAAUAACGUUUGUAUUUAAGUUACUGGAAAUUUCUAGCCACUCUGUAUGUAUCCUAUUAUCCCACUCCUUAUUCUCAGCCUAAUAUCUGUUAUUCUGUUUGUAUUAUGGAUGGUCCAUUCAGAUAUGGUUACGAUAGAGGAAGUAGGUCGCCCUGUUGGUCUAGGAGAGGGUCCUUACUGGGAUGAGGAAUCACAGACUCUGUAUUUUAUUGAUUUGUUCAACCAUGAAAUUCAUAACUACAAUCCAAAAACUAAGGAGCACCAUUCCGUCAAUGUGGAGACUGAAGGCAAACCCGUUACAUUAGUAGUAAAAGUUAAAAAUGAGAAAAACAAGUUUGUUAUUUCUGUGAAAAAUCAUUUAGCUGUUGUAAAUUGGGAUGGUAUUUCAUCUAAGCCUCUGAAUCCUGAGCAUCUUGCAGAUAUUGAAAGCUCAAAUGCUACUACUCGUCUUAAUGAUGGAAAAUGUGACCCGUCUAACCGUCUGUGGGCAGGUACAAUGGGUCCUUUACUCAAAGGAACUCAUGAUCAGUUUGAAGAAGAAAAGGGUGCUUUUUACAUAAUACAUAAGAACUUAACAGUAACAAAGCAGUUAUCAAAGAUUGGGAUCUCAAAUGGUCUUGCUUGGAGUCUUGAUAAGAAAAAAAUGUACUUUAUUGACUCUUUGAAACGUCGAGUUGACAGUUAUGACUAUGAUGAUGCCUCUGGUGUUAUAUCAAAUGAAAAGACAGUGUUUUGUUUGAAGAAAAACAACAUUAAAGGACUGCCAGAUGGAAUGACAAUAGAUGCAGAAGGAAUGUUGUGGGUUGCUGUAUAUGGAGGAGCUUGUGUUUUGCGAAUCAACCCCAAUUCAGGUGAGCUCCUGCAUACAUUAAAAAUUCCCUCACUCCAGACUACCUCAGUUGCUUUUGGUGGUCCCAAUCUAGAAGACCUUUAUGUUACUUCAGCCAAAGUGGGUUUUACUGAGGAAAUGGAGAAGCAGUAUCCAUUUGCUGGUCACACAUUCAGAGUUACAGGGUUGGGUGUGAAAGGAACUCCGAGUUUACCAAUGCAACUAUAGUUUUAUUAAAUUUUUCACAAUUGUGCCUUUCAAAUAGUCAAAUCUUGAUAUUCAGCAGUAAAAUAUUUAUUUCUGUUUA